AAACAUAGAAAAGUCGCAGACAAAGACUCGAAAGAAGUAGACGUGUUAAAAACAGUAUUUUUUCAUUGGUUCGCUAUCUGAAACGCAAAUUUGUUUUUUUUGCAACUAUUUUUUUUUGUUCAAAAUUUAUUGAUUUACAAAAAGAAAAUAAAAUUAGUUUUAAUUUCGCAAAGAAUUGAAAAACGAUUUCUGCAAAUAUGGCAGAUAAUGAAGCACAUUUGGUCGCGGGUCGCGCUGCAGCAGAAGAUGAUGAGCCACAAUUGGUUGCCGGACGAAAGCCUGCAGUCAAGGUUGGUGGAAUGAGAGUUGUUCAACACAAGCCGCCAUCGAAUAAGGAAGCUCCACCGGCGGACUUGGAAGAUUGCACUGGUUUGACGCAACCACCAAACAUCAAUACGGAAUUGGUUAGCGGUGCCCCGGUAAAAGGCAAUGCUGAUUUUACGGUGCAAGCGACACAAGUUGCUCACGCACCAAAAGCGCCAAACAGCAUGGCAAACAGCAAACAUCAAAUUCAUCACAUCAAUCAACCACGCAAAUAGAUGCAUACACUGCCUCCUCGGAUAUAAAACACAAUCUUCAACGUUGAUGGUUAUAGCACAUUUUUUAUUGUCUGAGUGUUUGUUUAUAUAUUUUUGUCAUUUAUAAAAUGACUUAUUUAUAAAAUGGACACUCAAUUUUUUUGAGUAUAAAUUCUCAACGGAAAAUGUGAUUUAUUGGAUUCCUCUCUUUCCCCCCCAUGUGCGGAAGAGCACAAUGGAAUAUUAUUUUUAAACGAAUGAAUUACAAUAAAUUUCUUUAUUGUGUAUAACAAAAUAAACUCUUUUAUUGAAUUAA
This is a messenger RNA of Contarinia nasturtii (swede midge), 834 nucleotides long. Its product is annotated as death-associated protein 1. Gene Ontology annotation, biological process: cellular response to amino acid starvation; negative regulation of autophagy; apoptotic signaling pathway. The transcript has 4 exons. Gene Ontology annotation, molecular function: death domain binding. NCBI's taxonomy places the organism in Eukaryota, Metazoa, Arthropoda, Insecta, Diptera, Cecidomyiidae. The coding region runs from base 198 to 539 and encodes 113 amino acids. The record is from RefSeq and is a predicted model, not a curated record.